Cheilinus undulatus (humphead wrasse) is the source of this 6786-nucleotide messenger RNA. RefSeq names its product rapamycin-insensitive companion of mTOR-like. Gene Ontology annotation, molecular function: protein serine/threonine kinase activator activity. NCBI's taxonomy places the organism in Eukaryota, Metazoa, Chordata, Actinopteri, Labriformes, Labridae. The record is from RefSeq and is a predicted model, not a curated record. Bases 16 to 5196 code for a protein of 1726 amino acids. Gene Ontology annotation, cellular component: TORC2 complex. The transcript is spliced from 37 exons. Gene Ontology annotation, biological process: positive regulation of phosphatidylinositol 3-kinase/protein kinase B signal transduction; TORC2 signaling.
UAUGUUCCUGGAAACAUGGCGGCCAGCUUCCGCGGCCGUCCUAUCCGGAGUCUUCGGAUGCGAGGUCGGAAUGACAGCGGGGAAGAAAACGUACCGCUGGAUCUGAGCAGAGAGCCAUCCGAAAAUUUCCGUGAAAUCCUACAAAAUGUGGCCAAACCACACGGAGUCAGUAACAUGCGAAAACUUGGCCACCUGAACAACUUUAUAAAGCUUCUAUGCAGCAUAAGCCACCGUGAGGAAAAUUUUGGGUACACAUACGAAGAAAUCAUCAUUUGUUUGCGACUAGCUCUAUUAAAUGAAGCUAAGGAAGUGCGUGCUGCAGGGUUGCGGUCGCUCCGCUACCUCAUCAGAGACACCAGUGUGCUGCAGAAGGUCCUCAGACUACAGGUGGACUAUUUGAUAGCCAGAUGCAUCGAUAUCCAGCAGAGCAAUGAGGGGGAGAGGACUCAGGCUCUCAGACUGGUUCGAAAGAUCAUCACUGUCAAUGCCAUGCUGUUCCCAACCUCUAUUGCAAACUCUCUCAUUGCUGUGGGCACUGAUGGGCUUCAGGAGAGAGACCGCAUGGUCCGUGCUGCCAUCGCCAUUAUCUGUGAGCUAGCUCUGAAGAACCCUGAGGUGGUUGCCAAACGUGGCGGUCUCAGCACCAUCCUGAAGAGUGUCAUUGACUGUCAGCUGAGUCGCAUCAACGAGGCUCUGAUCACCACCGUCCUUCAUCUACUCAACCACCCACGUACACGCCAGUAUGUGCGUGUUGAUGUCGAACUGGAGCAAAUCCUGGCACCUUUCACGGACUUUCACUACCGUCACAAUGCAGAUACGGCUGAAGGGCAACUCAAGGAGGACAGAGAAUCUCGUUUCUUGUCUAGUAGGAUGGCCAUAGUGGCUGCCUUUCGCUCCUGGUCUGGGAUCAUCACCCUAUGCAAGGCUGGAAAUUCUGGGAUCCAGUCUUUAAUUGGCUUGUUGUGCAUACCUAAUAUGGAGGUUAGGAAAGGCUUGUUGGAGGUGUUAUAUGAGGUAUUCAGGCUCCCUCUGCCCAUCGUUACUCAAGACUUCACAGAAGCUUUUCUUAGUGUUGACCCAGCCAGGUUUCAGGACACCUGGAGACUUUCCGAUGGGUUUGUUGCUGCUGAGGCCAAAGUUAUCCUUCCACAUCGGGCCCGCUCCAGGCCUGAUCUGAUGGAUAACUACCUGGCGUUUGUUCUCUCUGCCUUCAUCAGCAGCGGCCUGUUAGAGGGUCUUGUUGAGGUUGUGACGAGUAGCGAUGAUCAGCUUGCUGUCAGAGCCACCAUCCUUUUGGGAGAACUUCUACACAUGGCAAACACCAUCCUCCCUCAUUCCCACAGUCACCACCUGCACUGCCUCCCCACCCUCAUCAACAUGGCGGCCUCCUUCGAUAUCCCACAGCAGAAAAGACUUCGGGCAAGUGCGGCCGUCAACAAUCUAAAGCGUUUCCAUGAGAAGAAGAAGAAAGGUUUGAAACCUCACAGUCUUUAUCUGGAUCACAUCAUCCGCAAGUCUGUGUCCUCACACAGCCGCAGAGAGUCACACUCUCGAGCCCACAGAGACAUCUACGUCAUUAAGGACACAGAGGAAGCUCUGAUGAUGAACUUGAGAGAUAGUCACAUCCUCAACCACAAGCAGAACCUGGAGUGGAACUGGUUGCUUAUAGCCACCAUCCUAAAGUGGCCAAAUGUAAACCUCAGGAACAACAAAGAUGAACAAAUGCACAAGUUUGUACGAAGGCUGCUGUAUUUUUAUAAGCCCAGUAGUAAGUUAUACGCAGGGCUGGUAUUGGAUCAUCCAAAGUCCAGACAACUCACUGUGGUCGGCUGUCAGUUUGUGGAGUUCCUCAUGGACUCAGAUGAGGAUGGUCAGGGUUACCUGGAGGACCUGGUGAAGGACAUGGUAUCAUGGCUGUCCUCGUCCUCAGGGCUGAAGCCUGAGCGCUGUCUGCAGAGUAACGGCCUGCUCACCACACUCAGCCAACACUACUUCCUCUUCCUUGGGACGCUAUCAGCGCACCCUCAGGGGGUCAAACUGCUGGAGAAAUGUGGCCUGUUUCAGUGCCUGUUGAAUCUGUGCUCUGUGAAGAACCAGGAUGCUGUGCUGAAACUUGCUGUUUCCACACUGGACUACAGCAGAGACGGUCUGGCCAGAGUGAUCCUCUCUAAGAUCCUCACUGCUGCUACUGAUAUAUGCAGGUUAUAUGCCACCAAACACCUCCGUGUGCUGCUGCGUGCGGGUGUGGAGUUCUUCAGCAGCUGGGGGAUGGAGCUGCUGGUCACACAGCUCCAUGACCACAGCAAGGCUGUGUCCAUGGAGGCUCUGGACAUACUGGACGAGGCCUGCGAGGACAAGGCAAACCUCCACGCUCUGAUCCAGCUGAAACCAGCUCUGUCCCACCUGGGAGACAAGGGCCUCCUGCUGCUCCUCCGGUUCCUGUCCAUUCCUAAAGGUUUCUCCUACCUCAACGAGAGGGGUUACGUCAGCAAACAGCUAGACAAAUGGCAAAAGGAAUAUAACCUAAAGUAUGUGGACCUGAUAGAGGAGCAGCUCAACGAAGCACUAACAACAUACCGCAAACCUGUUGAUGGAGACAACUACGUCCGACGCAGCAACCAAAGGUUACAAAGACCAAAUGUCUAUCUCCCUGUGCACUUGUAUGGUCAGCUUGUUCAUGAUAAGACAGGGUGCCACCUACUGGAGGCUCAGAGCGUGGUUCCUGACCUCAGCUACACGGUUCGCUCCCCGAUGCUGGACACCUGGGAGGGCAUCAAACAGCUUAAGGCUGCUCUCUGGGCUCUGGGUAAUAUUGGCUCUUCAAACUGGGGUCUGAAUCUCCUGCAGGAGGAGAAUGUCAUCCCUGACAUCCUGGCAUUGGCUCAGCACUGUGAGGUGCUCUCAGUACGAGGGACGUGUGUUUAUGUGCUGGGAGUGAUCUCAAAGACCAGGCAGGGCUGUGAGGUGCUGAAGCAGUAUGGUUGGGAUGCGGUGAGGCACAGUCGCAGGACGCUGUGGCCUGUCACUCCAGAAGAGGUCGACGCACAACUUACCUCUGAACUCUCCUCAGUGCCGAGCACACUCAGUCUGAACUCUGAAUCCACGAGCUCGCGCCACAACAGUGAGAGCGAGUCUCAGCCAAAUAUGUACAUCCUGGACGAUGACAAGUGUGACAUACUGGACUCGUCGGACGAACCCUCUUUCUAUCUACACUCCAAACCAGUCAAGGACCGCAGCCCGUUCACCAUUCUGGCCUCCACACGCUUUGUUCGCACUCGUUUCCUCAACUCCCUGUCCCUCCCCAGCAAGAAGCUACGGUCCACCAGUGACCCCAAGACUCCAACCGGUGCUCGAACCCCAACAGAACUCAAGACAGGGAGUAUGAGGCGAAACAGGACAGUAACAGAGCCGUCUGUGUACAGUCCCAACCAGGACGUCUUCACCCCUGUGUUUAAUGGCAGAGUAGUGCCCAAGAGUCCCACGGUCAGCCUGGAAACGUCCUUUGUGGGGACCAGGGGGGGCUCAGAGGAGCAGCUGAUGGACGGAAGGCUGGCCAGGGGAGGAGGCUCAGGCCUAGGACUCAGCAGCCUUGGAGGGCAUGGGACCAUGGAGCAUCCAAGCCGGGAGAGGGAGCAGAGCAGCAGAGAGCGUCUCGCAGGAGACGGUGGCUCCUCGUCUGGUAAUGUGGCAGGGGGAGGAGGGGGAGGUACUCAGUUUAAAAGCCGCAGUCAGAGCUUUAACACGGACACCACAACUAGCGGUAUCAGCUCCAUGAGCUCCAGCCCCUCCAGGGAGACCGUAGGAAACCCUGAGCAUCCCGAACCUGAACCGGACUCAUCUGACUGCGUGAGCCUCAACACGGUGGUGUCCGCCAAGACUGUCAAAACCCUCUCCUCCCUCACACCGCAGUCUCAGACCAACCACAUGUCCACAUCAAAGUCUUCAACCGUCUCUUUGGUACCGCCUGGCUCCUCGCACACUCUCCCCCGUCGAGCCCAGUCUCUCAAAUCUCCUUCAGUCACUACCAUCAAGAGCCUGGCUGACUGCAGCUUCAUGUACACUAGCCCGCGGGACGCGCUGGGCUACGCUACGUUGAAGAGGCUGCAGCAGCAGAGGAUACACCCGUCUUUAUCUCACAGUGAAGCACUGGCAUCACCUGCCAAAGACGUGCUGUUCACCGACACCAUCACCAUGAAGACUGGCAGCCUAGACUCUAGAUUAACACCUCGCAGGUUUCUGAAGGCUCUUAGCUUUGCCUCUCUGGACAAGGAGGAACUUCUCAGCCCAAUAAACCAAAGCACUCUUCAUCGCUGCUCCUCAGUGCGCUCUAUGGUCUCUAGUGCCACCUAUGGGUGUAAUGAUGACUAUAUUGGCCUUGCACUGCCUAUGGACAUUAACGACAUGUUUCACAUUAGAGACUCAGCAUAUUUUCAGCAAAGGAUCAGCCCGCCUUCAGAGGAGCGUAAACGCUUCCUCUUUGGUGAUGGAGAUGGUGAUCGCCCUGCUAUCCCCGUCCUGAAGCAGCAGUUCAGCAUCUCUGAGCUCAUCGUGUGUCGAGGUGACGGUCAGAACCACACGAUUGGGUCAGAAGAAACUGGUCUGCAGGACCACACUGAGGAGAGCUGCCUCUACUGUGUCGGAGCCAUCGUCCUCGGAUACCCGACGCAGCCGCAGAUUAACAGCACACACCCUCGCACAGACUAUGUUGAUUUUCCAUCAUGGGGUGGGCAGAGCGGCCAUCGUCUGGAAGUGAUGCCUCAGUCAAAGUUCUCUGGUGUGUCGGGCUGCAGCGAUGCUGCUGUGUCUCAAGGCUCAAUCAGUAGCACGCCCACACCUGGUGACAUCGUCAUCGGUGGUAAGGCGAUAUCAGAGGACGGCCCUGCCUCUCGAGUUUUGCUGAGGAAGGAGGUCCUCCGACUCAUCAUCAACCUUAGCUCCUCUGUUGGAACCAAAGGCCAUGAAACAGGACUACUGACGAUAAAGGAGAAGUUUCCCUACGCGUUUGACGACAUCUGCCUGUACUCCGAGGUUUCUCACCUCUUAGCUCACUGUAUGUUCCGUCUGACCUCCAGGCGAUUCAUACAGGAACUUUUCCAAGAUGUGCAAUUCAUGCCAUUGUUCGAGGAAGCCGAAGCGAUCCUGACAAAGCUACCAAAACCUGUUGAGGAGGACAUCAGCCCUGCUGCAGAAUCCUGAUCAACCUCUCCCCUCUUUGUAAUUUUUUUCUCUGCACAGCCCCAGUCCUGCCACCCUACAAACAUGGACAUAAAGGCUAAGGAAAAAAAAGACAUGGCUGUAUGGAUGGGGAGGCGUUUGGCAUGUCUUUGUUGCUCAAAACAGAGUAUAAGCCAAGGGAGAGGAAGAGGGGGAGGUGGUCUUCGCUUGCUUUUUUUCCAGCAAACACGAGUUGGAAACAAAGGACUUCGAUAUCUGUAAAACAUAACCUGACAUGCCUAAUGCUGUUCAGACUUUUUUUUUAACAGUUUACAGUAAAAAGGGGGAGCCGCUUAACCAAAAACUGUUUUCAGAUGGGUUCAAUCUCGAGCAACACUCAAUAAAACAUCAACAUAAUGCUAAAGGACAAGCUGGAUCAUUAAGACAAAGACUCAACUUUAUGUUUAAAAACAAAAAGAAAUAAUUCUCUCGACAUUUUAUCCCUUUUCAGAGGUGGUGUUUUUCUGUCAUGAAAAUGAAUAAGGCAUGUUGUUGUGUCUACCCAGUGAUUCCUCAGACCCUUUUUCUUCUUCUCAAACAAAAAACACUACAAUAGGGUCCUGUUGUUUUCACAUUUUUUAACCUACCUGGUUCACUUCCUGCCCCCAAUUUGUGCUUCUGCUUCUCUUGCCUCGCCACUUCCUACAACCUGUAGCCUCUCGACAGCACAGACAGCCAAUUCCUUUUCUAUUUCUUGUAUCUCAGACAAUCAGACAUCACUGGUAUUGAAUUUUCUACAGCACUAUAUAUGCCACCCUUACAUAGUAAAUGAGGAGAAAAGCAUGUGACUUGAUGCUAGUUAACGCCAUCCUUUUCUCGCUUAGGACCUUUUAUGUCUUCUUCAGCCAUUGCAUUCUUAGCAAAGCUUCUCAGGAGGGCAGAUGCUGUUUGAAAAGAUGUUUGAGUUAUCUGUAGAAUUAUUUAUUACAGAUUUAAUAACAAAAACCUGAUGUCUCUAAUAAUCCUGUGUAAGCCGAGCAGCUGCCAGACUGCCUUCUUACCUCUGUGCUUCACUUCCUGCAUGUGCAACAAGCAUGGCAAAGUGUUUAUUGCUUGUAAAAUGUUUUUUAAAGAAAAAAUAGGUUGCCAUAACAUGCUGCCAUUACAUUUUAGGAAUAUAUUAACCCCUGAAACUGUUUCCACAAUGCAAUAUCACUGUCUGUCAUUGGCUGAGAUGGAGGGAGACGAAGGAGUGCGAUGACUUAAGGAUUUGUAAAAGGUUUCAAGGGAAACGGGGGGGAUCUCUGUUUCCAUUGGCUUGUUUUUUGCUAUAAUGCUGCUACACAAAUGGACUCAUAGAGAGAUGAUUCAUAGAUCAGCUGAGUGAUGUCAGAUCCGAUCUAUUUAUUAUAUGUCUGUACCAUAGAGUGAGCUCAACCAGAGAAGAAAAAGUUAUUUAUAUUUUUUCCUCAAGACUGUAUUAUAAUUUAAAAAGAUUUUUUUUCUUUUUUGCCUGAAUCGUGGUUCCCCUUGUAUAAUGUGUACAGUAUGUUUUUGGGGGCAUUGAUGACCUAAAGAAACAUACAAUCCUAUCAAAGGGAUGCAUUGUUAAUAAAACAAAAAAUUGAAAUA